Musca vetustissima is the source of this 1889-nucleotide messenger RNA. It is a transcript of the gene goe, whose product is annotated as protein gone early. Gene Ontology annotation, biological process: protein processing. Bases 1 to 1866 code for a protein of 621 amino acids. Gene Ontology annotation, molecular function: metalloendopeptidase activity. NCBI's taxonomy places the organism in Eukaryota, Metazoa, Arthropoda, Insecta, Diptera, Muscidae. The transcript has 11 exons. The record is from RefSeq and is a predicted model, not a curated record. Gene Ontology annotation, cellular component: plasma membrane.
AUGUCUGCCCUUGUGACGAUAUGGGCAUCGGAAACCAAGGCCAUCACACCUAACUCGAAAGGUUGGCAGGCACUGCGUGAUUCAAAGAGUAUACAAUUUUGGGAUUAUCGCAAGGCUUUGGUACAUUUACAAGCUACCUAUGGUAUAUUCCCAUAUUAUAAAGUUUCAGUAGAAAAUCGUUUCAAUAAACCCCACGAAUACAUUAUUACAUUAGAUGAAGGAGAAUAUGGAUUGCCGGAUAAAUAUUUCUAUAAUACGGAUCGUAAUGAUGAGAUUGUCAAAGGAUAUAUUUUAUUAUUACGCGAUUUUGCCAUUAAUAUGGGCAUUGUUUCCAAACAGGCUGAACUCUUUGCCGAUGAUGUUUUCAAUUACGAAAAACGUAUUGUAAAUCAUUUGGAUGUUGUUAAAUCGUCAUCGGGUGAAAGACGUUUGAAUGAAAUCAAAACUCUGGUGGAAAUUAAAACCCUAGCACCAUCGCUGCCCAUUGCCGAAACCCUGCAAGCUCUCUUUCCUCAUACACGAAUUAAUGAUGACACAGAAGUUUUGGUAAGAAAUGUUGAUGUGCUCAAUGAAUUAUCUACAAUUGUGUCCACCUCAGAUAAAAAACCAAUGAACAACUUCAUAAUUUGGUCACUGGCACGCCAUCUACUUCCCCACCUAUCUAUGGAAUAUCGAAACCUUGUGGAGGCAUUUGAUCAUUCGGUAUAUGGACGCACAGCAACAUAUCCCCGUUGGAUGGUGUGUGCAAAAACUGUACGAGAUUGGUUGCCCUUCGCUGUGGAUGCUCUGAAGCAGAAACAUCAAGAGGAAUUGGCCUCGAAAUUUUUACCCUCCCAUCUGAAGGAUAACAAUGGCUUGAACAAAACAUCGGGCAAUGAUGAAUUCUUGAAAUUGAUGUACUACAGUUUAAGAAAUCAAUUGGAACAAUCCGUGGAGGAAGCCAACUGGAUAAGUGGCGAUGUUAAAAAGUAUAUUAAUGAAAAGCUCACCACAAUGCGUCUACAAAUCGGCAUACCCGAAGAGGUUUUAUCGAACAAAAGUUACAUCAAGGAUUAUUACAAUGAAUUGCUGUUGAGUAAUUUAUAUUUUGUCGAACAUUUGCAAUCGAUUUGGAGUUUCCGUAUGGCACGCAUGGAAGAUAAACUAAAGGCGUUAAAUAUCAUUGAUACAAUAAUAUCCGAAAUGUACACCUCUGAAGAACCACCAUUGGUCGCAUACUCCAAGCUGCUGAAUAUGUUGGUGAUAUCACGUGGCAUUGCCUCAUCCGGCUAUUAUGAUUAUCGUUAUCCGGUGGCUGUGAAUUUUGCUCGCAUCGGUUCAGAUAUCCUCGAAGUGCUGAUGGAUGCUGUAAUGACAUUUGUGGAACAAUAUAAAGCCGAUAAUGAUUUGCAUACACAAAUAAAUUUGGGUCAAGUUGAUAUUGGCUGUAUAACUGCGGAUGAACAUAAUCGUGAAGAGUUACAAGAACUGUCAACGAAUGCUUUGAAAAGUUUCCAUAUAACUUUGAGUGGUGCAAAAAUUACCGCUAAGGCUUUGAGUUCAUUCUUGGCAGCCAUUGACACAGCAUCACCCAUUAUUGGGGCCUCUUUCGAUCAACAACAUACCUAUGAAAGUUUGAGGUUAACUGAACGUUUACGCAUCCCCGGGCUGAGGUCAUAUAAUGAGAAUGAACUAUUUGCCCUGACCUAUAUGCAAAAACAUUGUAGCACCUCUAUAGCGGAUAAGGAUUAUGCGAAAAUUAAGCCUCACGUUGAACAACAAUUGGCUGAGAGAUACUUAUUCAAUGCCACCUGGAACCAUAUACAAUUUUUACCACUUGCCUCCAGCUGCCAUGUGCCACCAGUACGCUGCUCAAAUAUUUUAUAAUUUUUGUGAAUUAUUAUUAUAUA